This is a messenger RNA of Trichoplax adhaerens, 3948 nucleotides long. RefSeq lists its product as uncharacterized. The record is from RefSeq and is a predicted model, not a curated record. The transcript has 42 exons. Lineage: Eukaryota; Metazoa; Placozoa; Uniplacotomia; Trichoplacea; Trichoplacidae. Gene Ontology annotation, cellular component: intraciliary transport particle A. Gene Ontology annotation, biological process: protein localization to cilium; intraciliary retrograde transport. Gene Ontology annotation, molecular function: protein binding. The coding region runs from base 1 to 3948 and encodes 1315 amino acids.
AUGGCGUCAGGCGAUACAUAUACCCUGGCCUUAAUUAAUUUUUACUGCCGUGAAAAGCUUUAUAAUCAUGUUUGUAAAGUGGCUACCGAUGCUAUGAAAAAAUAUGGCAACGAUAAUAUUUUACACUUUUGGCAUGCAUUCGGUCUUAUUAUGCAAAAUCGUGUAUCUGAAGGAAUGAGAGAAUUACAAGAAAUUGAAGAUGACAAAAAUGUCGUCUUAUGUACAAUUUUGUGCUUAGUUUAUGCACAUAAGAAGAGCAAACUCGUUGAUCGUGAAAGUGUACAACAAUUAGAUGCUAGGCUUAAAACAGAGAGACAAAAUUGUAGCGAUAAAGCACUUUAUUUUGCUGCAAUGUAUUUAUGGCAUAUGAAUAGAAAUGAUAAAGCUCGUGAAUAUAUCGACAGAAUGUUAAAAAUAUCCAAUGGUGCAUCAGAGGGAUUAAUUUUACGAGGAUGGAUCGAUAUUACAAGUGAUAAAGAGCAAUAUGUCAAAAAAGCUCAAAAAUAUUUUGAAGAAGCAUUAAAUAGAUCAGAAUCAUCUACUGAAAUAGAUGCCUUAUUAGGCAAAGCAAAAUGUUUCGAGCUAAAACACAAUUAUACUAAUUCUGUGGAGCUGAUCAAUAGGACCAUAGCCGCCUACCCAAAGUAUACUCCUGCCCUAAUCGAAAAAGCACGGAUGCAAUUAGCUUUGCAAGAAUGGGAUCAAGCCGUUGAUACGUCUCGCAGAACUCUCAUUCAGGAUAGUGAUAACAUCGCAGCAACUAACGUAUUGGUCUUGCAUUCACUGUGUCGCAUUGGUGAUUAUACACAGGCUGUUGACAACUUGGGAGAGUUAAUACUUCGAAUCGAUAAAAAUGAACCAAAGAAUGCAGAGCUUUAUUAUAAAUGCGCAGUAACAUUUUCAAGAUUGUGUGGUCGACAACUUCAAGUUAUACAUCAAACCUACACGCUAACUGAGCGAGCGAUGACUCUUGCUAAAAAUAACUCCAAAUACACGACAGAGGUGGGUAAUCAAUUGCUAUUAAUGGGAAAAACAAAAGAAGCGAUGAACUAUUUUAGUAAAGCUUUAACACUUGAUGGAACAAGUGUACCAGCAUUAAUUGGUAUUAUUAAAUGCCAAAUUGCUGAAAAUCAAUUCGAUGAGGCCAAGCAGCAGCUCGAGCUACUUCAAGAAGUACAACAAUCAAUAGGAAAAGUAGCGGAAGUACCUUAUUUAAGUGCAGUCAUGGCGCACAAGAUUAAUAGCGAUAUUGAAAAAGUCACCGGAAUGUUAAAUUCAGCGGUUGAUAUCCACUUUUCUUCAUUAGGAAGGCUACCUCUUGGAAUGGAAUAUUAUAUGAAGCUAAACCCAGAUUUUAUCAUCCAAAUUGCAAAAAUGUAUCUAGCUAUCGGCCCCAGUGAGCCCGAUACGUUUACCCAACGUAUUCCAGUUAGUCUACGCCGUUGUGGUUCAACAUUGGAUCCGAUCUCUAAGGGGUUGCCUGGACUUCGUGAUGGCCAUUAUCUGCUUGCUAAAGUAAAAUACUAUUCCGGUGCUUUCGAUGCCGCUCAAGCUACAUUACAAAUAUGUCUAGACAAUGAUCAAACAUUUUCUGAAGGCCACUUACUAAUGGCUCAGAUCAAUGCCUAUCAAGGUAAAUUUAAUCUGGCAAACCAAGCAUUAGAUAUGGCUUUAAGCUACAAUUUCGAGAUUCGAGACUCUCCAAGCUAUCAUCUAAUUAAAGCUCGUAUUUUAAAGAAAAAUAACGAGUACGAGGAAGCUCUAAAAAUUCUAAAGACAGCCAUGAAUGUUAGCGGUGUCCGUAAAUCUGAUUCUGCGAAUAAAAAAAGCAAAGCACCUCCAAUUUCUAUAUCUGAUAGGGCAUCGAUUUUCCUGGAACUAGUGGAAGUUCAUAUCACACUUAAACAGCAACCCGAAGCUGCUAAAGUUAUGCAAGACGCACUACAUGAAUUUGCCAAUACAUCCGAAGAAUCCAGACUCAAUAUCGCUAAUGCAGAUUUAGCUCUGGGGCGUGGAGAUAUCGAUCAGGCUCUUUCUAUUCUGCGCAGUAUUACGCCUUCACAUCCAUUUUAUGUUAAAGCACGGGAAAGGAUGGCCGAUAUUUACCUUAACUAUCGGAAAGAUAAACGUUUAUAUGCCAGUUGUUACAGAGAAUUAGCUGAGCAGGAGGCGAAUCCUCAAACGUAUCUUCUUCUUGGUGAUGCUUACAUGAGCAUUCAAGAGCCGGAAAAAGCAAUUGAUGCAUUUGAAGCUGCCUUAAGAAAGAAUCCACACGAUGCAUCUCUUGUCAGUAAAAUUGGUCAAGCCUUAUUUAAAACUCAUCAGUAUAUCAAGGCUGUAAACUAUUAUGAAACGGCCAUAAAAUCGAAUAAUCAGACUUCUCUUAGGAUGGAAUUGGCAGAACUUUAUCUGAAAUUAAAGCAAUAUGAAAAAGCCGUUAGCACCAUUACGGCGGUUGUUAAACAAGAAAAAACCUCUCAUGAUAUUAAUAGCCUAAUGGAAGAAGCUAAAAGUGUUAUGCUUUUAGCUCAAAUCUAUGAAAGAGUCAACAUGCCAAAGCAAUCUCUGGAAGCUCUACAUAAAUGUAUAGAUGCUCAAGAAAAAAUCCUGAAAAGAGUAGGUGUUGAGCAGCCGGAGGCUAGAGAAAAGCAAAGGGAAAUUGCAGCAAAAAUUUGUUGUGAUAUUGCAAAUCACCUAGCAAAUGAAAGAAAUACUGAAGAUGCUAUCUCAUUUUAUAAAAAAGCUUUAUCUUAUUGUAAUGAUCACAUGGAAUCACGCUUAUCUUUAGCCAAGUUAUAUUUACAAAGAAACGAAAUUGAUUUCUGCCAAAAAGAAUGCACGACAAUGCUACAAAUAGAUGAUGAAAAUGUCGAAGCUGCCAUGAUGAAGGCUGAUAUCUUAUUUAUUAAAGGAGACUUCGAAACAGCUACUUUUCAGUUUCAAAAACUUCUUGAUAGAGUACCAAAUCAAUUUUCCGCUCUUGUACGAUUAACUGAUUUACUUCGUCGUGAGGGUAAACUCGAAGACUGCCUUCCCUAUCUUGAACAAGCGGAAAGUGCUUGUUUGAAUUCAUCAAUUGAUCCUGGAUACAACUACUGUCGUGGUUUAUACGAACGGCACAUGAAUAAUCCAUCGGCAGCUAUGAAACAUUUUAACUUGGCUAGAAAAGAUUCCGAAUGGGGUGAAAAAGCAGUAUUUGCUAUGGUUGAGAUAUGUCUAAAUCCGGACAAUGAAACUUUAGGAGGAGAAACAUUAGAAGCUGUUAACGAAGCAGAUGGCAAUAAACAGAGUUCUGCCUUAAAAACCGCUAAUAAGCUAUUAAAAGAAUUAAAGCCAAAAUCAGCCCCAUCUAAGAAACAAUUAGAUCUGUUGGAAAAUUAUGCAUUAAUCUCAACAAAGCAAAAGCAAAGUGUUGAAAAAGCGUUAUCGAGUUUUAUUAGCAUGUUAUCAGAAGACCAAACCAAUAUUACCGCAUUACUGGGAACUGCAACAGCAUAUAUGUUCCUCAAGCAAGUACCUAAAGCGCGAAAUCAAUUAAAAAAAAUUGCUAAAUUGGAAUGGAAUUCGGCUAAUGCAGAAGAUUUUGAGCGAAGCUGGCUCUUACUAGCUGAUGUCUAUAUUCAGUCUGGCAAAUACGAUAAUGCAACUGAACUACUAAGGCAUUGCCUAAAACACAAUAAGUCAUGUAGUAAAGCAUGUGAAUACAUGGGCCACAUCAUGGAGAAAGAGCAAGCCUACAAAGAUGCAUCGGAUUACUAUGAAUUUGCUUGGAAAUUUACAAAUCAAUCUAACCCAGCUAUAGGUUUUAAGUUAGCAUUUAAUUAUUUGAAAGCUAAACGAUUUGUUGAUGCCAUCAAUAUUUGCCACAAGGUUUUGGCUGAUAACCCAGAAUACCCUAAAAUAAAAAAGGAAAUCUUGGAUAAAGCUCGAAAUAACCUUCGAACUUGA